UGAAUCUCCGCCUAAUGUGAACAGAAGCUCCACACUGAGAGGCAGGCAGAGGGCAGCACACACAGCUGAAAGGAAACUCAGAGGAAGAAAUCGCCAGGGAAAGUGGCCAUGGAGCUAAUCCCAAGCUUUUCCGUGGAAACCUGGGUCCUCCUGGCUACCGGCCUGGUGCUCCUCUAUCUAUAUGGAACAUAUUCCUAUGGGCUUUUUAAGAAGUUGGGAGUUCCUGGGCCAAGACCUCUACCUUAUUUUGGAAGCAUUCUGUCCUACCAAAAGGGUAUGUGUGAGUUUGAUGAAGAAUGUUUUAAAAAGUAUGGGAAAAUUUGGGGGGUUUUUGAAGGUAAACAGCCUCUGUUGGUUAUCACAGAUCCAGACGUGAUCAAAACAGUGUUAGUGAAAGAAUGUUAUUCUGUCUUCACAAACCGGAGGGUUUUUGGUCCAUUGGGAAUUAUGAAAAAUGCUAUUUCUGUGGCUGAGGAUGAACAAUGGAAGAGAAUACGGACAUUGCUCUCUCCAACCUUCACCAGUGGGAAGCUCAAGGAGAUGUUCCCUAUCAUUAGGCAGUAUGGAGAUGUGUUGGUGAGGAACCUGAGGAAGGAAGCAGAGAAAGGCACGUCCGUCGACAUAAAAGACGUCUUUGGGGCCUACAGCAUGGAUGUGAUUACUAGCACAUCAUUUGGAGUGAAUAUUGAUUCGCUCGGCAACCCACAAGAUCCCUUUGUGGAGAAUGUCAAGAAGCUCUUAAGAUUUAGUAUCCUCGAUCCCUUUCUUCUCUCAAUACUACUCUUUCCAUUCCUUGUCCCAAUCCUUGAUGUAUUAAAUAUCACCGUAUUUCCAAAAAGUGCUGUGAAUUUUUUGACAAAAUCUGUAAAAAGGAUAAAAGAAAGUCGCCUCAAAGAUAAUCAAAAGCCACGUGUGGACUUUCUUCAGCUGAUGAUUAACUCCCAGAAUUCCAAAGAAACAGACAAUCAUAAAGCUCUCUCUGACCAAGAACUCAUGGCCCAGAGUAUUAUCUUUAUUUUUGCUGGCUAUGAGACCACUAGCAGUACUCUUUCCUUCCUUCUGCAUAUUUUGGCCACUCACCCUGAUGUCCAGCAGAAGCUGCAGGAGGAGAUUGAUGCAACUUUCCCCAAUAAGGCACCUCCGACCUAUGAUGUCCUGGCACAGAUGGAGUAUCUUGACAUGGUGGUGAAUGAGACUCUCAGAAUGUUUCCAAUUGCUAUUAGACUUGAGAGGUUCUGUAAGAAGGAUGUGGAAAUCCAUGGGGUGUCCAUUCCCAAAGGGAUAACGGUGACGGUGCCAAUCUCCGUGCUUCACAGAGACCCACAGCUCUGGCCAGAGCCUGAGGAGUUCCGUCCUGAAAGGUUCAGUAAGAAGAACAAGGACAGCAUAAAUCCUUACGUCUACCUGCCUUUUGGAGCUGGACCCCGAAAUUGCAUUGGCAUGAGGUUUGCUAUCAUGAACAUGAAACUUGCGAUCGUCAGAGUCCUGCAGAACUUCUCCUUCAAACCUUGUAAAGAAACACAGAUCCCCUUGAAAAUAAGCAGUAAAGGACUUUUAAGACCGGAAAAACCUGUUGUCCUAAAGGUUGUGCUCAGAGAUGGAACCAUAAGUGGAGCCUGACUUUCUCUAAAGACCUGGGCUUUGUUCUUCAAGGAGCUGUAUCCCAGAAUUUCAGGGGGCUUGAUUUACUUUGUGGUAAAACUCAGAAAUAAAGAUGGCCUUCAUCUAUUGCACUUGCUGGAUGACUAGGGUAUCUGCACAUUUGUUUAGCUUUCUCAGUUCCUGUGUUUUUAUAUAUUGUGUAACCUGGAAGAGGUGACUAAUGAGGGCCAGAUACGUACACUCAGCUUAUCUGAUUCUCAAAGGACCAUCUCCACCCACCUGCAAUUAGUAACAUCUACUCCAGAGCACUGAUCAAGAAAGCAAAUGUCUCAACAGUUUUAUUAGCAAAUUAAUGAAAACAAGAAUUAUUGUGGUGACUGAAGUUCUGACAUUUGUUUAUAUAUCACAGGUUUUAUUUUAUAUAUUCUAAAUCAAAUAUUCUAUUGAGCAGCUCUAUAAACAAGUCUUUACAAAAGUAUUAUUUGAUACUUUUAAUACAUCCUGCACUCUAGGGGGGACGUGUACAACGGAAUCAGGGAGAGCCAGUGACUAAAUACUCUUGGCCAUCACAAUCCCUGGUGGGUGGGGCCUUUUCAAAACUGCUAUUUGAUAUAUUACAUAGCUAAGAAUUAAUCCACAGUGAUUUUGUCCAUUUCUUAGAGAGUAUGUUCAUAGCUUAAAUCUAUGUUUUUUAAGCACAUAUUUUAUAUAACAACAGACACAUAUACUAUUAGCUUUGAUUAAAAAUUUUCAUCUCAUCUCCCAUGAUAUUUCUGGAAGGCAGGAAACAGGUUUUCUUGAAGUGUCUUUGUUUUCCACCCUCAACCCCCAACUGUCUUAAUACAAUAAACGUGGAAUAAAAGAUG
Bubalus bubalis (water buffalo) is the source of this 2468-nucleotide messenger RNA. RefSeq names its product cytochrome P450 3A24. The record is from RefSeq and is a predicted model, not a curated record. Lineage: Eukaryota; Metazoa; Chordata; Mammalia; Artiodactyla; Bovidae. The coding region runs from base 109 to 1620 and encodes 503 amino acids. The transcript is spliced from 13 exons. Gene Ontology annotation, molecular function: oxidoreductase activity, acting on paired donors, with incorporation or reduction of molecular oxygen, reduced flavin or flavoprotein as one donor, and incorporation of one atom of oxygen; testosterone 6-beta-hydroxylase activity; heme binding. Gene Ontology annotation, biological process: oxidative demethylation; steroid metabolic process.